Molecule: messenger RNA, 510 nt
Organism: Nerophis ophidion (straightnose pipefish)
Lineage: Eukaryota; Metazoa; Chordata; Actinopteri; Syngnathiformes; Syngnathidae
Product: protein FAM240C
Exons: 3
Coding region: 151-408 (85 amino acids)
Source: RefSeq, a predicted model, not a curated record
GUUGCCCUGGCAGCUGUUAGCCCGCCAACAUGUUUUGCUGACGUGAAGCAAAACAACAACAAAAAACACUACUUGGCUUGCAGAAAUACUUUUGAAAGAGAUGAAGUUUGGAUCUUGGUGGGUGACGCCGGAGCUGCAUUACAAGCCGAGAUGAGUCUCGCACUGAUCCACGACAGGCAACACAUCAAGACCUUCUGGGAGAACUGGAUCCAUGUCCAUGACCAGCACGCCACCGGCGAGGAGCAGAGGAGGAACGCCAGCGCCCUCCACAAGCUGCGAGGGGAGUGGCUAACACGCCUGGAGAAGCGCAACACGCACCUGAAGGACCUGAAGGACCUGAAUGACCUGAAGGACCUGAAGGAGCUGAAAGACCUGAAGGAGCCUCUGGUCCACCAGAUCAAGCUUUAACUAAAGAAAUGUUCCGCCGUCGGCGUUCCUCCCACAACUCUUCCCAUUUCCUCAUUGGCCUCUGGUCAAGAAGUGCUCCUUCACAAUAAAAGCGUCUCAGGA